Molecule: messenger RNA, 1224 nt
Organism: Mitosporidium daphniae
Lineage: Eukaryota; Fungi; Microsporidia
Exons: 3
Coding region: 1-1224 (407 amino acids)
Source: RefSeq, a predicted model, not a curated record
AUGUGCGAAUCUCGGCUUAUGGAACUCCUUCAAAUAACGCACAAUGCCAAUGUGCACAUCCCUAUUAUCUCGUCGUUGCUUCUGUCUGCAGUGACGUUUUUAUGUCUUCUGUUUAAAAGCUAUCUAUCAAAAAAACUAGAUAAUUCUUUCUGGAACAAGCUUGCACCCAUUAUUUGUGCUGCUGCGGCUUUAUCUCAUUUUCUUUCUCAUUCCAGUGAAUAUUUGGGUGGUUUUGAACAAGAUAUAGAAGUAGAAAAGCCGGUUGAGGCUAAUUAUGCAUCCCCAUCAUAUCCCAGUGUUGAGACGUCGCCAAACUUUUGGACUCUUACAAGAUAUCUUCCCGUUGCCAUGGGUUCUUUGGGUGCAUUCGUUAUUUUUUAUCUUUUGAAAAUAGCUCAUAAACACGGUUCUCAUCAUCAAAAUCUUUUGGAGUGUGGAGUUUUAUUCUCUUUUGGAAAGUCUGAGUCGACUGGUAAUUCGACCUUUUUCAACAUGAUGCCUAUCUCUGGAUUCGAGGCUCUAGCUUUUCAUAAGAUAAUGGAGACAAUGGCUGUCAGUGGUGGUAUAUCUGAGGCCAAAAUAUUUUAUCAAUUGAUCUAUUCUUUGCUUCCCUUUUUCUGUGUUACUUCUACCCUUAUCGCUUGCAAAGUGUUAAAAUGUGAUUCCAUCAGCAAUGAGUAUAUGUCAAAAGUGCUUAACGCACUAUCUAUUGGAUUUUUUGGCUUCAUUGCUUACGAUCUUACCUUAGAUGCACUUUCCGGCGGUCACCACUGCCACUGCCAUGGUCACGGCCAUGGUCACGGUUCUCUGACCAAAUAUCCUUUGGUCAAAUGUAUAACUUCAUGUUAUAUGCUAGCUCAAUUUAUUUGUCUUGUCUUGAUUGUGAGGUAUUCUGAUUACAUCUCAGAUUCCUUGGCGAAAUAUAAUGAUGGCAAAACUACAAUCAGCAUUUUUGGAAAAGAAAGACGGCUUUAUCUGCUUGCAGUUUUCGCUAUCGGAUUGUUGGAUCUUGUGUUUUUCUCUAUGCUGAUCCUUUAUGUGCUUAUUAAAAAGAUACCUAAAGCAGGGUUUAGCAGCGAUUUAUUUGGCGGUAAGCCCAUGAGAUUGGCCGCGCUUGUUCUUUUUACUACGUUGGGCUGUGCAAUCUCAAAUGCCAUCCAUAAUGUAUUGCCAUCCUCUGGCGAUGGGAAAAAACCAUGCUGCGGAAAGCAUCACAAACAUUAG